CACGAUUGAUAUUAACUCUCAACCCACUUAUUUAACCGGACAAGCAAACUAAACCGUGACAAUCUUGGUCAACACUCAACACUCAUGAGUCACAAGAAAGAGAGCGUAAAUUUUUUUUAAAAAAGGAAUCAGCCGGGGAGGGAGGAAAUUCAAAUAUUUUCAUUUCCCGGCAAGCAGAGAAGACGAAAAUCAGUCAGCUCCUCGCCGCACCUUGCCUUCUCCUCUUGACCUCACAUCUCUCGUCGUCGUCGGCCGAGUUUACGGUGAGGCUCCAUCUUCUGGGCACGGCUUUUACAUUCGUCAAUAGCUCGGUUGGUAUGGGAAUUACUACUAAAGGAAUUUAGGUGUUGAACAGCGUUAAGAAGCCUUGUUCGACAGUUUCACUAGAACAGGUUGAUUCCCGGUUCUAAUCGAUGAGGGCAGGAGAAGAAACGGUUUCUGAAAGCAGUCCCGUUCUAGCUUCAUCGGUUUUCUCAGUAGAGGGAGUCUGUAUUUGAUGUUCAUAGAUCGUAUCUCGUGGUCGUACUUUGAUCUUGUUUUCAUCGGAAAGGUUUAGGGUUUCAGUGUCGGAUUGGAAGGAGGAUUUUUUCGCCUGACGUGAUUGCCGAAUUUCGCUUAUGCAUUUUUGUUUUCAGCUUGAUCAGCAGUAAUUUGCAGUGGCAAGAUGAAUUUUGCUUCAUCUUCUUUUUUUGUUGGGAUUACCCUAAUGUGAGAAUUACUCCGUAUAACUGAAUUUCUAGGGAACAUGGAGUCUGCUAUUCCAGGUAUGGAAUCUGUGGUAGCAAGUGUGAGUGGCUACCAUGGAUCGGAGAGGUUCAAGCUCAUCAAGCUAAUAUCGCAGGCUGGUGCAAGUUAUGUAGGCUCAAUGUCUAAAACUACAACACACUUGUUUUGCUGGAAAUUCGAAGGCGAAAAACAUAAUCUUGCCAAGAAAUUUGGAGUUAAGGUAGUUAAUCAUCGGUGGAUAGAGGAUUGUAUAAAGCAAGGAAAGCUCGUACCGGAGAGGCCUUAUAUGUUGUGGAGCGGAAAAGAGGUAGGACCUCUAUCAUCAGAAGUUCCUAUAUCUGAUAAGCUUCCCUCAAACCAGAACCCCGUUGUUCUGUCCAAUAUCUCCAACACAUGGGAGGGCUUUGGUAGACAGGGAUCUAGGAGGGACUCUGAAGAUCCUGCCCUUGUUUGUUGCACUGAUUCAGUUUUCUUGAAUAGGGAUCUAUUUUCUGAGGGUGGCACAAGCAAGGGUACCUCCAGUAAGUCAAAGCUUAAACAGGUGUGUGGAAGUUCAAAGCAACAGAACAGGUCAAGUAGUAGGAAACGUUGUCAGGAUCCUUCCAUGGUGCUAUCUCUAUUUGAGUUUGAGAAUCCAAGUUCUAGCUCUUCUCCUGAUUCAAGGAGAGGGAAGAGGAUGGCUCCUGAGCACGAAGAGUUGCAGACUCGUUAUAAGAGACGUUCUCUUAACAGAAAAAUGAAUAGUUCUGAUGACACAGGAGCCACUGAUUUUGCCGAACCUUCUCAUAAAGGGAGGAUACGUCCGAAGAGAAAUGCUUCUAAACGGAAUAUGAAAACUAUAAUCUUGGACUCUGACGAAGAUAGCUCUCCAGUUGAGUCUCAUGGUGGAACCUCUAAUAGCUUCCCCGAGUCACCAACACCUUCAGGGAGGCCAAGCGAGCACAACACUCCGGAACACUCGAUUGUGACAAUCAACGAUGUCGAUGAAUUGCCACCUUCCACGAGACCGGAACCUUCAGUUGAAUUGUCCUGUGUUAUAUGCUGGACUGAGUUCAGUUCAACUAGAGGGAUUUUGCCAUGUGGACACCGUUUUUGCUACUCGUGCAUUGAGAGUUGGGCUCGACACAUGGAUUCAGUGAGGAAAGUUUCGAAAUGUCCCUUAUGCAAGGCUAACUUUGCUAGCAUCAGGAAGCUGGAAGAUGCAGACUGUUCCGACCAGAAAAUUUACUCACAAACCAUUCCUGAUGCUGCUGUUUUGGCUAUAGGAGGUUUUAGACAGAGGUGUGGUGGCGCCAUUCCUCUCGAUUCAUCAACAGACGAUCAGGGAUUUCGGGCUGAGUCAUUUCAAAGAUGGGGUUGUUCCAAAUGCCGGAAUUGGGAGCCUGAAGAACUUCUGGUUCAUUGUCGAGUAUGCGAGGUUCGGGUUAUUCAUUCCUACUGCCUGGACCCUUAUGUGUCACCGUGGACAUGUCGUCACUGCACAGAGCUUCAAUCUCUUCUCCGCCGCAGCUACUAGUGACUAUUCAUUCUCUCGUUUAGCGUAUUCAGAUAUUGUCUAGUUUAACAAUGGCAGUCUUAAUUGGUGGAUUGGUGAAGGCUAAAUCCAGUGGUUAAUUUUGUUACUUUCCAUGCGGCCUAGCCGAGGGAGCUAAACUUGCAGCAGCAUGAUCGUAUGGUGGCCAGUUCGGUUGAUGCAUAGUGCUCUCACUGAUCAACCCCAUUGAGUUUUCGACCCUCUUGACAUUUUGUUACCAGACCUCAAUUUGAAUGCAGCAAGUCUUUUGGGUUGGUUUGGCAAGUGGUUUGAGAUUCAAUGGUCAGAUGAGAGUUCAACCAGUGUAAAUGGAUUUUAAUCGGACAUGUGAGCUGGUUACUGGGGAAGUCAUUAACAUCAAAUAAAUUAUGCAUGUAUAUGACAUCUCAAAUGCAAUUGGUUAGAAACAUUGAAUUUUGUAUCAUUUUGCUAUUUGCAAUACUUUGUCGGCUUAUUUAUGUUUUGGAAGUGUGUUUUAAUUCUUCUCAUAAGCGCUAAUGAAAAAAAAAUCUGGGU
Linum trigynum is the source of this 2776-nucleotide messenger RNA. The record is from the annotation of a GenBank genome assembly. NCBI's taxonomy places the organism in Eukaryota, Viridiplantae, Streptophyta, Magnoliopsida, Malpighiales, Linaceae.